UGCCUUUUCUUCGAGAUGCUCUACAAUGCUCAGAUUCUAGCAGCGACGACCGCCAUCCAACAGUACGGGUUGAGACAGGAAGAAGAGACGUUGGAGCUGGGACUGGUCAAGGCAGAGUUCGAGAACACUGUCUACGAAAGAUUGAGUAGAGUGGCAAUGAUCAGCAGGAUGUGUGGCAGACUGGGCGUUGUACGGAGCUUGCCGCUCAUAUACAGGUAAGUUGCGCGCCUUCUCAAAUCAAUGUCCAUACACCCACCAGACUCGCUGACUUGUCGGACGCCUCUCCAACUGUGCUCCCUCCCCCACGUAGAAACGUCAGCUCGGGAUUCUGUGCCUGGACACUAGGAGAGAUACGUAAGGUCUCUCUAGGAGGUGCAGAAGUUCCGGACGGACAGCCGCCCAUCCCCGCGCUCUUCUCCAUGAUCGAGGAGAUCGCGUAUGGCAUCG
Molecule: messenger RNA, 447 nt
Organism: Microstroma glucosiphilum
Lineage: Eukaryota; Fungi; Basidiomycota; Exobasidiomycetes; Microstromatales; Microstromataceae
Exons: 1
Coding region: 16-219 (67 amino acids)
Source: RefSeq, a predicted model, not a curated record